Paraglomus occultum is the source of this 489-nucleotide messenger RNA. NCBI's taxonomy places the organism in Eukaryota, Fungi, Glomeromycota, Glomeromycetes, Paraglomerales, Paraglomeraceae. The record is from the annotation of a GenBank genome assembly.
AUGGUAAAUAUCCGUAGACAUGACUUUCAUAGUCAAUACGCUAAUUAUUUAUACGGUUGCGGAACGCUUUGCAGUCGGCCAUAUUUGUUUCCAAAAACUUUUGUUGAUCUUCAACAACAACACUGGGACCCAAUUGUGAAGUGGGCUGAAAAACAUUACGACAUAAAAAUAGAAUUGAGCGAGACAGAUUUUCGUCAUUUGCAGUUGACGGAAGCGAAGGAUAAGUUUCGAGGAAUAGUGAAUGCAUUUGAUGGGCUUAAGCUGUCUGCAUUUGAACGGGCAACAAUCCUAUCAAAUUCAUUCCUGAUUGCGCUCGGUCUAGUGGAAAAGCGUCUGGGUGUCGAAGAGGCUGUAUCGGCUUCCUUGACUGAAACCAAUGCUUGGAUCAUGACUUGGGGAAACGUUGAAUUGGCGUCUGAUUCAGAUCAAGACCAAUUACGGCAGCAAUUGCAAUCCGUUUAUUUGUUGGUAGAUGGAGAUGAUGAGUAG